AUCCCCUCGGAGCCGUGCAGCUGACGCGCAUGGCGAAGACAGCGGCGCCUACCGAUGGGAGCAGCGGUUCUCGACUGGACCGGGUUGGUGGCCUGAAUGUAUUAGCUUCACUGCGUCUGCCCAAGAGAAAUAAGAAUGUCUAAGCCCCUGGAGGCCGAGAAGCAAGGUCUGGACUCCCCAUCAGAGCACACAGACACCGAAAGAAAUGGACCAGACACUAAUCAUCAGAACCCCCAAAAUAAGACCUCCCCAUUCUCCGUGUCCCCAACUGGCCCCAGCACAAAGAUCAAGGCUGAAGACCCCAGUGGCGAUUCAGCCCCAGCAGCACCCCUGCCCCCCCAGCCGGCCCAGCCUCAUCUGCCCCAGGCCCAACUCAUGUUGACGGGCAGCCAGCUAGCUGGGGACAUACAGCAGCUCCUCCAGCUCCAGCAGCUGGUGCUUGUGCCAGGCCACCACCUCCAGCCACCUGCCCAGUUCCUGCUACCGCAGGCCCAGCAGAGCCAGCCAGGCCUGCUACCGACACCAAAUCUAUUCCAGCUACCUCAGCAAACCCAGGGAGCUCUUCUGACCUCCCAGCCCCGGGCCGGGCUUCCCACACAGGCCGUGACCCGCCCUACGCUGCCCGACCCGCACCUCUCGCACCCGCAGCCCCCUAAAUGCUUGGAGCCACCAUCCCACCCCGAAGAGCCCAGUGAUCUGGAGGAGCUGGAGCAAUUCGCCCGCACCUUCAAGCAACGCCGCAUCAAGCUGGGCUUCACGCAGGGUGAUGUAGGCCUGGCCAUGGGCAAGCUCUACGGCAACGACUUCAGCCAGACGACCAUUUCCCGCUUCGAGGCCCUCAACCUGAGCUUCAAGAACAUGUGCAAACUCAAGCCCCUCCUGGAGAAGUGGCUCAACGACGCAGAGACUAUGUCUGUGGACUCAAGCCUGCCCAGCCCCAACCAGCUGAGCAGCCCCAGCCUGGGUUUCGACGGGCUGCCCGGCCGGAGACGCAAGAAGAGGACCAGCAUCGAGACAAACGUCCGCUUCGCCUUAGAGAAGAGUUUUCUAGCGAACCAGAAGCCUACCUCAGAGGAGAUCCUGCUGAUCGCCGAGCAGCUGCACAUGGAGAAGGAAGUGAUCCGCGUCUGGUUCUGCAACCGGCGCCAGAAGGAGAAACGCAUCAACCCCUGCAGUGCAGCCCCCAUGCUGCCCAGCCCGGGGAAGCCGGCCAGCUACAGCCCCCAUAUGGUCACACCCCAAGGGGGCGUGGGGACCUUACCGUUGUCCCAAGCUUCCAGCAGUCUGAGCACAACAGUUACUACCUUAUCCUCAGCUGUGGGGACGCUCCACCCCAGCCGGACAGCUGGAGGGGGUGGGGGCGGGGGCGGGGCUGCGCCCCCCCUCAAUUCCAUCCCCUCUGUCACUCCCCCACCCCCGGCCACCACCAACAGCACAAACCCCAGCCCUCAAGGCAGCCACUCGGCUAUCGGCUUGUCAGGCCUGAACCCCAGCACGGGAAGCACAAUGGUGGGGUUGAGCUCCGGGCUGAGUCCAGCCCUCAUGAGCAACAACCCUUUGGCCACUAUCCAAGCCCUGGCCUCUGGUGGAACCCUGCCCCUUACCAGCCUUGAUGGCAGCGGGAAUCUGGUGCUGGGGGCAGCCGGCGCAGCCCCGGGGAGCCCCGGCCUGGUGACCUCGCCGCUCUUCUUGAACCAUGCUGGGCUGCCCCUGCUCAGCACCCCACCUGGUGUGGGCCUGGUCUCAGCAGCGGCUGCGGCCGUGGCAGCCUCCAUCUCCAGCAAGUCUCCUGGCCUCUCCUCCUCAUCCUCUUCAUCCUCAUCCUCCUCCUCCUCCACUUGCAGCGACACGGCAGCACAGACCCCUGGAGGUCCCGGGGGGCCCGAGGCAGGGUCCAAACCUGAGUGAGGGCCAGCCAUGCCUCCCCUCCCAUUCCUCUGACCCCUGCCUUGGUCCCUUGCCUGGGAAGAGGGCGAGGAGGCCAGUGGUGGGGACACAGAGGGUCCUCGGAGCAGGAGUGACAAGGGAGGAAAGACCAAAAAAACCAACCAACCAAAAAAAAAAAAAAAAAAAAAAAAAAAGAAAGAAACUAACCAACAAAAGAGAAAACCAAAAAUAAUCACAACAGAAACCAGCUGCCCCAAAGGAACCAGAGGUGAAAAACAAACAAAAAAAAACCAAAACCAAACCAAAAAAAAAAAAAAAAACCCACAAAAUCAAACAAACCAAAAAACCAGUCGCGAGCCAGACCUCAGCGUGCUCACCCUCACUGCUACGACGCCAAAUAAAAACCCCAGCCAGGGGCGGAGAAGCCUCCAGCAGGUCAGACCUCAUGCCACCGAGCCCUGGCUGUGGGACCAACCCCCAACCCUGCCUCCCCCGUGGGGGCUACAGAAGGAAAAAGAGAAGAUGCCAGCUUCCUAGUUCCGGCCCCCAGCCCUGGGCCAGGGAAGACAGGGCACAGCCUGUGCAGAUGGGCUGGGGCUUAGCACCACCCACCAAAUGUUCUUUUCCAGAAGGUGAAAGAGAAAGGGCCUGAACAACCUUACACCAAAUAUUCAGUAGCUUCAUCCAAAGGAUGUACAGAAUUUUUAGCAUUGUACUCAACAGAAUGUGUCCCUACCAUGUGUCCCCUUCUCCCCUGGCCCCCAGCUCUCCCCACCUGGGCAGGGGGUCUUGCUUUAACCUCCUCCCUCCCCCCAGCCAGGGGAGAGUUCAAGGGAAGGCCUGCGGACAACUUUUCAUCCCCUGUUCCUCCCUCUUUUCCCCUUUGAAGGGUAGGCUAGGCCAUUUUGCCAAGUUCUAGCUCUCACAAGUCCCUCCUCAACCCUGUCACCCUCCUCUGCUCUGGAAUAGACUCCCUCCCCAGCCUAUGGGAAGGUGGAAGUUUCAGGCAAGAGGGGAUGAAGACAUUCAGUUGAGGGCAUUCAGUUGUCUUUUUCCAUCCUGUCUGUUUCCCUGAAAAAAAAAAAAAAUUCAUAUUCCAGUGCCUAUCCGUGGGAUCCUUCACGUUCUUUGACAUUAACCAGAAACCAAAAAGAGAACUCACCUCGCUUUUCCCACCCCGUGCCCCUCUGGUACUGGCGAAUGCCUCUCCCUCCCCCCACAUGCACACACGCACACACCCCAGUGGUGGGGUUCCUCAAGAUGGCAUCCCCAUCAGGGUCCAUGUGGUGGGGACAGUGCCACAGCCUGUGGUCCCCAUCUGAGAGGGCGUGGUGGUGGCCACCACCCCCAGGAGACCUCUACAAGUCUUGGCUGGACCCUGUGUUUGACCAGCCCCGGACACGUCUCCACUGACGACGGACAGAGGAGAGACACCACUGGGAGCCACCCUGCCCUCCUGCUGUUGUGGAGGCCAACAAAGUUUUGAACCAAAAACCAAAAAAA
Messenger RNA from Nomascus leucogenys (northern white-cheeked gibbon), 3390 nucleotides. It is a transcript of the gene POU2F2, whose product is annotated as POU class 2 homeobox 2. NCBI's taxonomy places the organism in Eukaryota, Metazoa, Chordata, Mammalia, Primates, Hylobatidae. Gene Ontology annotation, biological process: regulation of transcription by RNA polymerase II. The record is from RefSeq and is a predicted model, not a curated record. The transcript is spliced from 16 exons. Gene Ontology annotation, cellular component: nucleus. Gene Ontology annotation, molecular function: DNA-binding transcription factor activity, RNA polymerase II-specific; RNA polymerase II cis-regulatory region sequence-specific DNA binding. Bases 136 to 1908 code for a protein of 590 amino acids.